AUGGGGGGCCCCGGGGGCGCCCCCAUGGCCUCACCAGGGACUUCUUGUGCUCCAGUGGGGCCUCCAGCAGCGGCGCCGAGGGGGGGGCCCCCCGCUCGCCCCUGGGGGGGCCCCCCAGUACCCUCGAGGCCCCACUCAGGCCAGAGGGGGCCCCCCUCGGCGGCAGCAGCAGCUCCCCCAGCGGCUCCGGGCCCCCCUCUUCAGAAGAAAAAACCAGCAGCAGCAGCAGCAGCAGCAGCAGCAGCAGCAGCAGCAGCAGGUGGGGUGGGAGCGGGGGCCCCACGAGCGUCCCCUCGUGGCCUUGUGGGGCCUUUUCAUCUGACGGAGGCUCGGAGGGCGACACCGCAGCAAGAGCAGCAGCAACCGGAACAGCAGCAGCAGCAGCAGCAGCAGCAGAGGGGAGGGCCCUUUCAGAAGCCAGCACCCCAGCCAGCUGGGAAGCUUCGGGCAAAGCCAAAGAGGAGAAGCAAAGCCCAACCAGUGCCCCCAGAACCCCCCCCCAGCCGCCGCGGGGUCCCCGCCACGCGCGUCGAAUGGACUCCGCGACCAGCACGAACAGCAUCAGCAGCAACAGCAACAGCAGCAGCAGCAGCAGCAGCAGCAGUUUGUCUUCUGUGA
Eimeria tenella is the source of this 618-nucleotide messenger RNA. RefSeq lists its product as uncharacterized. Bases 1 to 618 code for a protein of 205 amino acids. The transcript is spliced from 2 exons. Lineage: Eukaryota; Apicomplexa; Conoidasida; Eucoccidiorida; Eimeriidae. The record is from RefSeq and is a predicted model, not a curated record.